UGUGACAAUUAUUAUUCUUCGGUUUGCCAUCUUUACCUAAUCAUGGACGAAAACAAUGAUAUUUUUCAACCAAGUUCAUUCUAUGGGCGAAAAACUGCAAUGAAAAUACAAGAAUCAGCUAUUGACAGUGAUGGUCCGGGCGAUUGUGACGGAGAAGAUGAAGAAGUUGGGGAGCUAACUUUUCCUCCUGAACAAAUUGAAUUAGAUAUUGAAGACGAGGAUCAUGAUGAUGAGCCCAGUGAUGUAUUUCCUAACGAUGAAACUGUAGUUUUGGAACUACAGGCCGAUGAAAGCACCGCCUCGUCCAGAGCUACACGGACAAAGAGGCAUAUUUUAGCCCCGCAGUGGUACAAUAAAGACGGUGGGUGCACUCAAGAACCUGAAUAUCAGCUGUCAACUGGGACCAAACCCUGCUGCCAUGAAGUGCAACAUCCGUACGAAUAUUUCAAGUCCUUCAUUACUGACUCGUUUCUAGAACUGGUUGUCGAACAAUCAAACCUUUAUUCUGUGCAAAAAAAUGUGAAUAAACCCUUGGGGCUUACGAAGAAUGAGCUCGAACAGUGGAUUGGCCUCGUGAUGUAUUUUUCUAUAAUGAAGGUAUCUGACACACGAAUGCAUUGGUGCCGUAAACUUCAUGACUUCAUGGUCGUGGCCCCCACAGUGAUAAGCAGGAAUAGAUUUGAAGCAAUUAAAACUCACUUCCACAUAAGUGACAACAGCAAAAUAGCAAAUUAAUGUGAUAAAAUGUUCAAAGUAAAACCAAUGAUUGAACAUCUUCGACAAAAAUUUCAGAAAAUUCCAAUGCAGCAAGAACUAUGCAUUGAUGAACAACUUGUUCCCUUCAAAGGGAGAAGCCAACUGAAGCAAUACAUCCCAAGUAAGCCGCAUAAGUGGGGAUAUAAGAUAUUUGUUCUGGCUGACACAAAAGAAAUAAUACAUGACUUCAUCCCAUACACGAGUAAG
Messenger RNA from Hyalella azteca, 963 nucleotides. RefSeq lists its product as uncharacterized. The transcript is spliced from 2 exons. The coding region runs from base 43 to 735 and encodes 230 amino acids. The record is from RefSeq and is a predicted model, not a curated record. Lineage: Eukaryota; Metazoa; Arthropoda; Malacostraca; Amphipoda; Hyalellidae.